This is a messenger RNA of Fraxinus pennsylvanica, 360 nucleotides long. Lineage: Eukaryota; Viridiplantae; Streptophyta; Magnoliopsida; Lamiales; Oleaceae. The record is from the annotation of a GenBank genome assembly.
AUGGAGACCUCAAUCAACGAAAACUUUCAGAACACGGAGCUGAAUAUGGUGAUGGAUAGGCUGAAUAUAGUGAGAGCAGAAGAUGGAGAAGACAGCAUUUUCGGUGUGGACGAGUUUUCAGCGCUGUUUGAUGAAGAGCCCAGCUUGCAAGAAGUUAAGGAAACUUUCGAUGUUUUCGAUGAAAAAAAAGAUGGUUUUAUAGAUGCUAAUGAGCUUCAGAGAGUUCUGUGCAGACUUGGCCUAAAGGAAGGAUGUGAAUUGGAAGAAUGCAGAAGGAUGAUUAGAGCUUUUGAUGAAAAUGGAGAUGGACUUAUCGAUUUUAUUGAGUUUGUGAAAUUCAUGGAGAAAUGCUUUUGUUAA